GCGGGGCUUAAAAGGCGCCGGGCGCGCCGGGCGCUGUCUCUGCGCCCUGGUGCUGAAAGCGAGCCGCCGCCGCCCGCUCCGUCGGUGGCUCCCGCCGCGAUGCCUGGCACGUCGCUGCCGCUGCUGCUGCUGCUGCUGGCGGGGGCUGGAUCCAGCCCGGUCCGGCCCCCGGCGGCCCUCUGCGUCCUCCGCAGCCCGCUGGCGGCCGGCGUGCUCCGCUUGGAGGCGUCCGACGGGAAAGAGCUCCUGAGCGCCACUUGGGCGCCCCGACGACGCGCCAGCCUGAGCGGCUGCAGCGUCUCCGCGGAGCCCCGGGAGGUGGCCGCCUUCCUGGGCCGCUGUUCCGCGGGGGCGCAGGAGGCGGAGGAGCCCGACUUCCCCGGGAUGGAAGAAGCCAAGGCGGCCUGCCUCGACGGCGCGGACGGCAGAGAGGCUUCCUCCCGGCGCCGGACCAAGCGCGGCUUCACCUACCCGGGGACACUCUGGUGCGGAGCCGGCAACAUCGCGGAGAGCUACGAAGAACUGGGAGCUCACCAGGAGACGGACAGGUGCUGCCGGGAACACGACCACUGCCAGCACGUCAUCCACCCUUUCACCUACAAGUACGGGUACCGCAAUUUCCGAUGGCACACCAUCAGCCACUGCGACUGCGAUAACAGGUUAAAGGCAUGCCUGCGAGCCGUGAACGACACAGCCUCCCGCGUGGUGGGCCAGGCCUUCUUUAACGUCAUCCAAGUGCCUUGCUUUGAGUUUGCCUACAAAGAGCAAUGUGUGGAGCCUUAUCUCUACGUCUGGUGCAAGAACUACACAACCGUGGCAGUUGCUGUGGCGCAAGAUCCAGUGUUGUACGAAUACGGCGGGGGGCUCAUAGACGGGCUGGCAACCCGCCAGCCGCCCCCGGCAAAGUCUUCCACCACCACCUCCUUCCGUCUGUUGGCGGGUUCAUCUCCUCUUCCCCGCAAGCCGGACCCGCCUGUUGUGGCAGUGGCUGGGACCACUCCUGCCCCCCAGGCCAGGCCCAGCGACACCCCCAAGAAGCAGCGGAAGGGCAAGGGCAAAGGAAGAAAAGGCAGAAGGGGGAAAGGCUUGAAGAAGGCGGCGUUGGCGGCAAAGGCUGCGACCGUCCCUCAUCCGGCGAGAGAGGACCCCGCCGCCUUUCCAAAGCAGCUGGUGGAGCAAGAGCCGGCCAAGGUGGAUUUCCAAGACCCCGUGGGGCGUCUGGACUUAGGGGAGGAAGAUCUGUUCAAUGCCAUCCUAGGCGACGACCCUGCGGGAUUGGCCGAACCAGGGGGCAGAGAGCCAACUGCCCUGCCCAAGGCCACCCCCAGGCCCCCCACUGUCCAGCCUCCUCCGAGGAAGAGGAAAGGGAGGAGGCGGCGUCUCAGGGAGAGAGAUGGACGGUCCCAGCAUUUGCCCCACCCAGACUCGGGGGGCAAGAUCUCCGCAGUCCAGGCUGCGUAAUAAACAGGCAGAAUCAGAUCAAG
Podarcis raffonei (Aeolian wall lizard) is the source of this 1484-nucleotide messenger RNA. It is a transcript of the gene PROCA1, whose product is annotated as protein interacting with cyclin A1. The record is from RefSeq and is a predicted model, not a curated record. Lineage: Eukaryota; Metazoa; Chordata; Lepidosauria; Squamata; Lacertidae. Bases 100 to 1461 code for a protein of 453 amino acids. Gene Ontology annotation, molecular function: A2-type glycerophospholipase activity. Gene Ontology annotation, biological process: arachidonate secretion; phospholipid metabolic process. The transcript has 4 exons.